Messenger RNA from Platichthys flesus (European flounder), 2792 nucleotides. RefSeq lists its product as uncharacterized. NCBI's taxonomy places the organism in Eukaryota, Metazoa, Chordata, Actinopteri, Pleuronectiformes, Pleuronectidae. Gene Ontology annotation, molecular function: serine-type endopeptidase inhibitor activity. Gene Ontology annotation, biological process: negative regulation of endopeptidase activity. The record is from RefSeq and is a predicted model, not a curated record.
CAUGACAGAGAGCUGACUCAAACAGAACAUUCGCUUCUGUAACUGAAAGCUUACGGAUCUCUUGGUGACUUGGAGAACAGUGUCUACACAAUGGCAUCACCAGCCCCUCUGUCCAAGGCCAACACCAGCUUCUGUCUGGAUCUGUUCAAACAGCUGAGUGACAAGGACAAGGCAGCAAAUGUCUUCUUCUCACCUUUUAGCAUCUCCUCAGCCCUGGCCAUGUUGAUGCUGGGGGCCAAAGGCAAUACUCACACACAGAUGUCAGAGUUUAGUCAGCUGCUGAGCGCCCUCAACACACCAGACGCUCAGUUCAGCCUCAGCAUUGCCAACAGACUGUAUGGGGAGCAGUCCUACCAGUUUGUUAAGGACUUUUUAGAGGAAACCAGGAAGCACUACCAGGCUGAGCUGGAGUCUGUGGACUUCAAAACCAGCUUGGAGGAGGUCAGAGUCAAUAUCAACAGCUGGGUGCAGGAGCAGACACAAGGUAAAAUCAAGGACCUGCUGGCCAAGGAUGCACUGGACGAUGGGACCAUGCUAGUGCUGAUCAAUGCCAUCUACUUUAAAGGCAACUGGGACAAACGGUUUGAGAUGGAUUCUACUGUUGAUGCUGAGUUUAGAAUAAGCAAGGAGGACACUAAACCAGUGAAGAUGAUGCGCCAGAAGAGUAAAUUCUCUUUCGCCACCAUUCCUGACGUCAACUGCCAGAUCCUCGAGAUGCCUUAUGAAGGGAAGGACCUGAGCAUGCUCAUCUUCCUGCCCAAAGAAAUCGAGGACGAUAACACAGGCUUGGAGAGGCUGGAGAAGGAACUAACCUAUGAGAAAUUUGUGGAGUGGACUCGUCCAGAUUUAAUGGGCCAAACCGAGGUUGAGGUGAGGCUGCCUCGCUUCAAGAUGGAGGAGACUUACAACCUGAAUGAAGUCCUGAAGACCAUGGGCAUGGUGGAUGCUUUCGAUGUCUCAAAGAGUGACUUCUCUGGCCUGUCUCCAGCCAACGAACUGGUGCUGUCAAAAGUCGUUCACAAGGCUUUUGUGGAGGUUAAUGAAGAGGGAACCGAAGCUGCUGCUGCCACUGCAGUCAUUGUGACGGAGCGCUCUAUAAUGAUUCCUGAAACGUUCAACGCAGACCACCCCUUUCUCUUCUUCAUCCGACACAACACCAACAAGGCGGUCCUCUUUGCCGGUCGAUUCUGCUUCCCUGAAAGUAAGUGUGUUCCUGAAAGACUCCUGAACUCCUGCUGCUCUGAAGACACAAUGGCAUCAUCAUCCCUUCUGUGCAAGGCCAACACCAGCUUCUGUCUGGAUCUGUUCAAACAGCUGAGUGACAAGGACAAGGCAGCAAAUGUGUUCUUCUCUCCUUUUAGCAUCUCCUCUGCCCUGGCUAUGGUGAUGCUGGGGGCCAGAGGCAACACUCACACACAGAUGUCAGAGGCCCUCAGCUUCUGUGAGAAGAUGCAGUCUGAAGAAGAGCAGCAGCAGCCACAGCAGCUACAGCAGCUGAAGCAGCCGUGGCAGCAGAUUGUGAAGAUCGAGAUCUGUGUGGAUGACAUCCACGCUGAAUUCAGUGAACUACUGAAGACACUCAACAAGGCGGACGCUCCCUACUCCCUCAGUGUUGCCAACAGACUGUACGGGGAGCUUUCCUUCCAGUUUGUUGAGGAUUUCUUAGGAGAAACCAUGAAGCACUACAACGCAGAGUUGGAGUCUGUUGACUUUAAAACCAGUCAUGAGGCAGCAAGGCUCAACAUCAACGGCUGGGUGGAGAAGAACACACAAGGUAAAAUCAAGAAUUUGCUAGUCGAAGGUGUGGUGGACAGCAUGACCAGUAUGGUGCUGGUUAAUGCCAUCUACUUCAAAGGCAAAUGGGACAAGCCCUUUGAGAAGAGUUCCACAAAAGAUGCUCAGUUCAGAAUCAACAAGAAUGAGACUAAGCCAGUGAAGAUGAUGCACCAGAACAGUACUUUCGCCUUGGGCUUCAUUGCUGAGAUCUCUUGCCAGGUCCUUGAGAUUCCUUACAAAGGGAAGGAGCUCAGCAUGCUCAUCUUUCUCCCCAUGGAUAUAGACGACAGUUCAACUGGUUUGGAGAAGCUGGAGAAGGAACUGACCUAUGACAACUUUAUGGAGUGGACUCAUUCAGAGAGAUUGUCUCUCUCUGAUGUUGAGGUGGGCCUGCCUCAAUUCAAGAUGGAGGAGAGUUAUGACAUGGGGGCUGUCUUGGCCAGCAUGGGCAUGGUGGAUGCCUUUGAUGCAAGAAUGUGUGACUUCUCAGGCAUGUCUUCUUCCAACAACCUGGUGAUGUCAAAAGUCGUCCACAAGGCUUUCGUGGACGUUAAUGAGGAGGGAACCGAGGCUGCGGCUGCCACUGCUGUCAUUAUGACGCUGACCUGUGUACUAAGGCCUCAAGGCACCUUCAUUGCAGACCAUCCCUUCCUUUUCUUCAUCCGACAUAACCCCACCAAAACUGUUUUGUUUUCUGGCCGCUAUUGCUCCCCUCAGUGAGCACGACAUUGCUGAAAAAAAUACGAGAAACUACGGCAAUUGGAUUUUUGCUGUUGUUUGCAUCACUGCUGAUAUUCUCUUUAUCCUGAAUACUGUGAUGAAAUCCCAUCGCAGCUAGAUCUUUCCUUGGUGAUCCUGUCAAGUGCAGGUAUAUGUUAUUGCACAAUGACGCAUUUAAACCCAUAUAGACUAAAAAGAGCAAGAGUUUACAUGAAGUGUUGAACUAAGACCUGGUGAUUUCUUUUGAGUGUUCUUUUGCUUUUACGCAUGAAAUAAAAGUGUGUGAUUCCCAAAAA